AUGCCCCAUUCGGACGGUGUGCUAAUACAGGGCGGUACCGUGGACGUCUUUUAUCCCUUCAAGAUGGCUGCAGCGCGCGAGGAGACAGAGAGAUCGACUCGCAGCGCGCAGCAGAUGUCUUGUUGUUGUGAGGACCGAGGACUGACUCUCGACUCGGUCCUGGGGUUGUGUCUGGAGGUGUCAAAUCCGGUGGUGAGGGGCCAAGAAGUGUUCUCAACUAAGCCCUGGUGUCGCAUUCGCAUGCUUUUUAUUUUCUCUAUACACACAGCACUUAUAUUUCAAUACUUAAGUGAAAAUAAAUAG
This is a messenger RNA of Pieris macdunnoughi, 303 nucleotides long. The record is from the annotation of a GenBank genome assembly. Lineage: Eukaryota; Metazoa; Arthropoda; Insecta; Lepidoptera; Pieridae.